GUGGAGUCCAACCAGAGACUCUUAGAAGAUCUGCUGGGUCAGACAGAGAACAGUCCAGAAACCAUCCAGAGAAUCAUCACCAACCUGAAGGAGAUGAACACUGAAUAUAUCUCUCCUGAUAGAAGCAUCAACAUCUUCUACUGUCUGGUGGAGAUGAACGACGUCUCAUUUUAUCAGGAGAUCCAACGGCUGCUGGAUUCAGGGAAGGAGCUCUCAGAGACUGACUAUUCAGCUCUGGCCUUCAUGCUGCAGAUGUCAGAGGUUCUGGAUGAGUUGGACCUGGAGAAGUACAACACAUCAUAUUAUGGACGAUGGAGACUGUUUCCAGCUGUGAGGAACUGCAGAAAGGCUCGACUUGGUGACUGGUGGUUCCAAAAGGAUGAAUGUGAAGUUUUGGCCUCGGCUCUGAAGUCCAACCCAGAUCUGACUGAACUGGAAAUAAAUGAGAUCUUCAUAAAUAGAGGUGAAGACUCUGAUCUGAAGCCUGUGGUUGAGAUCCUGGAGAGUUCAGUCAGUAAAGUGAAGAAUCUGAGAUUGGAGGUCUGCAGUUUGUCAGAGACCAGCUGGACUUCUCUGUUCUCAGCUCUGAAGUCCAACCCGACCCAUCUGACAAGACUGGACCUGAUUGAUAUCAACCUGGGAGAUUCUGGACUGAAGGAGCUCUGUGGUUUUCUACAGACUGAAGGCUGCAGACUGGAGACAUUGAAUUUGAGCUGCAGGUUGUCAAAGACCAGCUGGACUUCUCUGUUCUCAGCUCUGAAGUCCAACCCGACCCACCUGACAAAACUGGACCUGAUCGGAACCAACCUGGGAGAUUCUGGAGUGAAGGAGCUCUGUGGUUUUCUACAGACUGAAGGCUGCAGACUGGAGACAUUGUUAUUGAUGGACUGCAGUUUGUCAGAGACCAGCAGGACUUCUCUGUUCUCAGCUCUGAAGUCCAACCCGACCCAUCUGACAGAACUGGACCUGAUCAAAACCAACCUGGGAGAUUCUGGACUGAAGGAGCUCUGUGGUUUUCUACAGACUGAAGGCUGCAGACUGGAGACAUUGAUACUUGGUGGCUGUUGGCUCCGAAAGGAUGAAUGUGAAAUUUUGGCCUCGGCUCUGAAGUCCAACCCAGAUCUGACUGAACUGGAAAUAAAUGAGAUCUUCAUAAAUAGAGGUGGAGACUCUGAUCUGAAGCCUCUGGUUGAGAUCCUGGAGAGUUCAGUCAGUAAAGUGAAGAAUCUGAGAUUGUAUGGCUGCAGUUUGUCAGAGACCAGCUGGACUUCUCUGUUCUCAGCUCUGAAGUCCAACCCGACCCAUCUGACAGAACUGGAGCUGAUCAGCACCAACCUGGAAGAUUCUGGAGUGAAGGAGCUCUGUGGUUUUCUACAGACUGAAGGCUGCAGCCUGGAGACAUUGCUAUUGAAGUUCUGCAGGUUGUCAAAGAUCAGCUGUGAUUAUUUGGCCUCAACUCUGAAGUCCAACCCGACCCGUCUGACAAAUCUAGACCUGGGAGGAAACAACAGACUGAAGGAUUCAGAUGUUCAGCAGCUGAAGAAUCUUGUAAAGACUUUAAAGUGCGAUCCACAGUAUGUCUACAGUAGAGUUUUCCAUAAUUAUGACUGAUCCCAGUAAAGUAGAAAAUGGUCUCAGUGUCCUGCUGAUCCUCAGAGGUUGAAGCUGCAGCAGUUUGAGUGUAAAGAGACUCUGACUGGAUCAUGAUGAUGACCUCUGACCUCCAA
Xiphophorus hellerii (green swordtail) is the source of this 1727-nucleotide messenger RNA. RefSeq names its product NACHT, LRR and PYD domains-containing protein 3-like. The coding region runs from base 94 to 1611 and encodes 505 amino acids. Lineage: Eukaryota; Metazoa; Chordata; Actinopteri; Cyprinodontiformes; Poeciliidae. Gene Ontology annotation, molecular function: protein binding. The record is from RefSeq and is a predicted model, not a curated record. The transcript is spliced from 9 exons.